UAUCAUCACGUAUUUAGUCAAAACAUAUUCUUUCACAUGAUAAUUGGUAAUCACAGCUUCCUUUUGAGAGGGGCGUUUCCAAAACGCUCUAGAAUUUCGACCAAUACCCAGACAUUCGUUGAUGUAUAUUUUAUUUGAUGGUUCUUUUGUCAACUCAAUUGUGUAAAUCCCGUUCAUGUGUCUUUCUGGAAAUAAAAUAAUUACAUAAUUCUUUCCAUUAAAAAAAAAAUAUAUAGACCCUAUCAUUGAUCGAGCGAUAUAUAGCACCGAAUUAAUUAUGCACCGCCUAUAUACCGAGAGCACUGCAGCAUCUGCAUGCACGUUAAUUAAGUAAACAAGUGCACUCCAUGCUUCAGACGAGUGGGACUGAGUGUUGUGGGGACUUUGGUCAUUUUUUAAAACAAUUUUUUUUUCUCAUUCUUGCACGACUCCAAGUUUGCUUAAAUAAUUCAUGAUAUCUUUUCCUAGAGAAAAAAGGAAACAAGAUGGUGAAUCCCGAUAGUUUCUUUUUUAAAUACGGUUUGUCAGCAUGUGCUGCGACGGUAGCAGAAACAGUCACUUAUCCUUUGGACAUCACAAAGACAAGAUUGCAGAUACAGGGAGAGGUUGCCGCAGCUAAGCACUACAGGACAGCUGAAGCAAUUCCUUACAGGGGCAUGGUUAGGACAGCAUUAGGCAUUGUUCAGGAAGAAGGUCUUUUAAAACUAUGGCAGGGAGUCACACCUGCAAUAUACAGACAUAUAGUGUAUACUGGUUGUCGUAUGGGUUCAUAUGAAUACAUUCGAGACAGAUUAUUUGGCAAGAAUCCAGAUGGCACAUUUUCAGUUUGGAAGGCAAUAAUAGCAGGGUCAACAGCAGGAGCUUUUGCUCAGUUCCUGUCCAGCCCUACAGACCUGGUCAAGGUACAGAUGCAGACAGAAGGCCGCAGGAGAUUAGAAGGAAGGCCACCUAGGGUAAAUACAGCAUUCCAGUGUUUCCGAGAGAUCCUUCACGAUGGAGGUAUCAGGGGUCUAUGGAAAGGUUGGGUGCCUAAUGUACAAAGAGCAGCACUCGUCAACAUGGGAGACUUAACAACAUAUGACACUGUAAAGCACCUUCUUCUAAAUCACACCACUCUUAGAGAUAACUAUGUCACGCAUGGUCUAUCGAGCAUAUGUUCAGGUCUCGUUGCUGCAAUAGUUAGUACCCCAGCAGACGUUGUGAAGACGAGAAUAAUGAACCAGGGUACUGAUACAUCAGGACGCCCUCUUCUCUACAAGUCAUCCAUGGAUUGUUUACUCAAGUCUGUCAAGCAGGAGGGUUUCUGGUCUCUUUACAAAGGCUUCCUACCUAUCUGGGCAAGAAUGGCUCCAUGGUCAUUAACAUUCUGGAUAUCAUAUGAGGAGAUCAGAAAACUGGCGGGAACAGCAAGUUUCUAGCCAGAGAGAGAGGCCUCUGCCUCUAAACCAGCUAUACAGACUUGAUGUCAACAAGUGUUAACCUGCAAUACUCUACACCGUCCGUGCCAAAUUAUUGAAGAUGCAACAUCGUUCCCUCUCUCUCUAUCUAGUAAGGAGAGACGUGUGAAUGGUGCAACAAGUGCACCCUUAUAAAAUUGAUUUUUACUAUAGUGUAUCUGUGUGUAUCUUAGCGACGUAAAUUAGUGAUCCAACAUUUGCUCCUUAGCUCCAGUUAUUCUGUUUCAGAUACUGGAUUAAGGUUUUGCUGGGUUGCAGGUUGGGGUUCAAUUAAAAGGAAAGUCUGGCCCAUUUGCAAACUGAUUUGAAUAGAUAGAGAAAAAUUCAACAAAUAUAACACUGACAAUUUCAUCAAAAUCGUAUUAAAAAAAUAAAAAAAGGUAUUGAAUUUUAAAAUUGUACAUAAUUUCAUGAAACAGCCUGUACGCAAAUCAGCGAGUUGAUGUCAUCCCCUCACUUUUCUCUAUCUC
Strongylocentrotus purpuratus (purple sea urchin) is the source of this 1927-nucleotide messenger RNA. RefSeq names its product mitochondrial uncoupling protein 4 (gene slc25a27). The record is from RefSeq and is a predicted model, not a curated record. The coding region runs from base 486 to 1418 and encodes 310 amino acids. NCBI's taxonomy places the organism in Eukaryota, Metazoa, Echinodermata, Echinoidea, Camarodonta, Strongylocentrotidae. Gene Ontology annotation, biological process: transmembrane transport; response to cold. The transcript is spliced from 9 exons.